Messenger RNA from Oryza brachyantha (malo sina), 3168 nucleotides. Its product is annotated as pentatricopeptide repeat-containing protein At2g46050, mitochondrial-like. Gene Ontology annotation, biological process: RNA modification. NCBI's taxonomy places the organism in Eukaryota, Viridiplantae, Streptophyta, Magnoliopsida, Poales, Poaceae. The record is from RefSeq and is a predicted model, not a curated record. The transcript is spliced from 2 exons. The coding region runs from base 9 to 1064 and encodes 351 amino acids. Gene Ontology annotation, molecular function: protein binding; RNA binding.
UCCUCGAUAUGUAUGCCAAAUCCGGUCAAGUUGCUGAAGCUAGCCGGGUGUUCGAUGCCAUGGCGCUUAGGAACACCAUCUCCUGGAAUGCUAUCAUUGUUUGCUAUGGGAAGCAUGGUAGAGGCAAGGAAGCCUUCGACCUUUUCGUGUGGAUGAUGAGAGAUGGGUGUUGCCCUGACGAGCUUACGCUUGCCAGUCUGCUUAGUUCCUGUGCCGACAUGGCGGCUGCCUAUGAGGCCAUUCAACUUCAUGCUUACACUGUUAAAAGAGGCUUGCAAGACUUUCUACAAGUGGGCAAUGCGCUUAUCAUGGCUUAUGGUAAGAACGGUUUCGUUCACGAAGCGAAACGAGCAUUUGGGUUGAUCCAUAACCCGGAUCUAGUUACAUGGUCCUCGAUGGUUUCUUCUUUUGCGUAUCUUGGACUUGCCAAGAGUGCAAUCCAUUUGUUUGACAGAAUGGUCCAACAAGGCAUACAUGCUGAUGGCAUUGCAUUUCUUGGAGCUCUUUCUGCUUGCAGUCAUGCUGGGCUCAUUGAAGAUGGGUUUAAGUACUUUCUUCUAAUGGUUAGGGAUUACAAAAUUGAUCCAACUCCGCAGCAUCUUGCAUGUCUAGUUGAUCUCUUAGGAAGAGCUGGUAGGAUUAAAGAUGCCUAUGAUUUUUUGGUGAACCUGUCCUGUGAAGCAGAUGUUGAUGUCAUUGGAGCUUUCCUUGGUGCUUGCAGGAUGCAAGGCAACAUUCAGUCAGCAAAAUGGGCUGCCUCUCGACUGUUCAGUCUAAAGCCAAAUGAUCCAAUAAAUUACCUGCUUAUAUCCAAUACUUAUGCUGCUGUAGGAGCUUGGAGAGACCUUGCAAAGGUAAGAAGUGUAAUGAGGAACAUGUGUGGCAAUAAAGUGCCUGGCUGUAGCUGGAUAGAGAUAGGUGGAAUUGUUCGGACAUUUGUAUCCAAUGAUUUGCUGCUCCAUCAGUCAAGAGAGAUGCAACUAAUGAUGGAAAUUCUUGUUUCAUUAGUUGACAAAGAUUGCAGUGAUGAUGACAUAGUUUGCAGUUGUCCAUCCUCAAUUUGAAAUUGGCAAGAUUUUUCUUGGCAUUUGAUUAAUUCAGCUCUCUGGGUUUUAUCUGACACUGGAAUACUGCCAGAGCUUCUCACUAUGACUAUUCUAAGGUUACGACAAAGGUCGGAUAAUUGACAUCCAGGAAGUUAGACAGUCUACAGUUUCUUCUAGGCUAUGCAUGUAAGUAUCAGACUAUGGUAUGUUGGGUGCAGGUACAUACUGAUUUUUCCAUGCAAUUUACUGCAUACUUUUUUUGGCCUGAUGAAUAGCAAUCUACUUCCUCUGGUCAGUUAUUUUGUAGUAGUUGCUUUAGACUAGAAAACGUGUACUAGCAAGAAAAGAGAGGUUAUUACCCUUGUGCCUUUAUUAGUGUUAAUAAUUCCUGACCAGAGGGAGUUGGAAUUGAGAAAUUGCAUAACUAGACUCAUGAUCCUCUCAGAACAAGGGUUUGCAAAACCGUUUCCCAGGCCAAAAUCGCCACCCAGCAAUAUGGCGACAAUCGCCAAUUAUGGCACAAAAAUCGCUCAAAUUUGAAUCCAAAAAGUUCGGAUGCAGCUGUAGCGGUCGGGGUGGCACGAUCAAUAUCCAUAAUCAUAUUUUUUUAGAACACACUCACAACGCACAGAAUGCACGCAAACCCUAUCCAAUGGGUAGGUCGCCUACCACUAAGCCGUUAGAAUCCUGAAAUAUUCGCUCCAACAAGGGGUCGAACCCAGGACCUCAAGUGCUACUAAGGCCUUUGUAACCACUAAGCUACAGGCCUUUUGAGUGUCAAAAUCAUGUGAUAUGUUGUGAUUAUCAUGAUAUAUUAGCUGAUAAUCUUGGUGGAACGAUCAAUAUCGAUAAUCACGAUAUAUAUGCUAAUAAUCAUGGUGGCAUGAUCAGUUGAUAAUCGCAAUGAUUCCACCUAUAAUCACAUGUUUUUUAUGUAAUAUCUCCCGGCAAAUGCAGUUUUUGCGCCUAGUUAAAAAAUUGGCUAGGAUGAACAGUUGCAACUUCUUGUUUAUAUUCAUUUAUUCAAAUACAAUUCGUUCUCUGGCCAUAAUUUGAUGCGCGUUAUUUUUAAAAAAAAAAUCACCACAAAGUUCUAAAAACAAGAACUAUCACCAUGAAUUUUUUUUCUGAUUCUUUACCGAUUUUUUUCAAAAUUUUUGAAAAUCGCAUGAAAUUUGACAAACCCUACCACGGUUUAGCAGAGCCACACCCUGGCAGCUCAAACAAUUAUCAUGGUUUUGUAUGCCCUGCUCAGAAAUAGUGACAUUGGUAGUAUGGUUUGGUAGGACAGCACGUAUAGGUGACUAUUGAAAGAGAGGGUAUCAUAGUGUGGGAUCAUUAAAUGGCCACUUCUCUGAAUAUUUGUAGGAAGUCUGGGUCUUAAUUUUAAGAAAUAAGAACAUUAUCCUCUAUAUUUCUAGUGACUUAUUUGGUUUAUGAAAUCAGAACUCAAUUGGCCAUCACAAACCAACUAAUAGUUAGUCGUUCAUGUUGCAACCUGUCACUGACUAUGAAAUUGAAAGAGGGGUGUGUGCUAGUAAAACUCUGAGGCAAUUUUGGUAGGGUUUUGUGAUUCAAUGAGCAAAAUGUCAUGAUUUGGCGAGAGAUUUUCUUGUCUAGAAAGUUAUUUAAUCUAUCAAACUGACAUUUUUUAUGCACUAUUUUUCUGUUUUUGAGUUUAAUGUUAACAGAGCUCCAGAUCUGAAACUAUAAAUAAGUACACUUCAGUUUUAUCUGUACAAGGGCAUGGCCCUUCCUUCUCCUAUUUACCUACAUGGCUACAUCAGCAAUAUUUGUUGAUCCUAGGAACUCUUUAGGUGCUGCAUGCAUGGUGCCUAAACAGCAUUUUGUUACUUCAAGCAAUUACAUAAAUUGGAGCCUCUCAAUACUAUUACAAUUGAGAAAUAUUUGCCCUUAGCUAGUUCCUCAAUUUGUUUCUAAAGUUUGCUGGAUAAGUUGAAAGUUCAUUCCAGAAAUACAAAUAUGUUGAGUGUAUCAUCUAGAAAUUGACAAUCCUGGCUAGCUAUACCUUUUUCUAUUGUAUAUACACAGUAUAUGCCAUUGAAUAACUCCCCUCCACUGGGUUGUAAUGUUUCUUUCCUGUAUAUUGUCAUCAUCAACU